This is a messenger RNA of Conger conger (European conger), 1174 nucleotides long. Its product is annotated as sterile alpha motif domain-containing protein 5-like. The coding region runs from base 1 to 651 and encodes 216 amino acids. The transcript is spliced from 3 exons. The record is from RefSeq and is a predicted model, not a curated record. NCBI's taxonomy places the organism in Eukaryota, Metazoa, Chordata, Actinopteri, Anguilliformes, Congridae. Gene Ontology annotation, molecular function: protein binding.
AUGACGGGCAAAGGUCCCACCAUUGUGUGCGAAUGGCUCAAGACACUUCAGCUUUGCCAGUACGUGGAAUCAUUCGUGGACAAUGGCUAUGAUGACUUGGAAGUAUGUAAACGAAUUGGGGACGCCGAUUUGGAUGCUAUAGGUGUCUUCAGCCCUCACCAUAGACAGAGAAUUUGUGCCGCAGUACAGAGGCUGAAAGAGGGAAAUAAAGAGACAGCCGACUGUGUGUACUUCACCUUGGAGCCAAUGCCCACCUCCCCGGAUAUCUCAAACUCCCACAAAACCGAGUACCACGCAUCCAAACUGAAAGGAUGUAGAUCAUGCACCGAGACCAAAGGCGACCAAAGCGUUCGAAGGAAUCUGGGGGGAAAGCAUACGAACAGGAAUGUCGGCACUCGUAAAGAACCGGUGAUUUAUCCCAAACUCAACCUGAAGAUCAUGAUCAGAGAUAAACUGGCAAAAGAUGGAAUUAACCUCAGCCAGCCUCCCUACUCUAAGAAGGAUGGCUCUCUGGGGAAUAUUGAUGACCUGGCACAGGAGUAUGCAAUGUUUUACAACACCUGCUUCAGUGAAGUCUGUGAUCGCAUGGAGGAGCUUCGCAGACGCAGAGUGUCUCGGGACAUGGAUCCAGGGACAGCGGCUAUCCACUGAAGCGCUGGCUUCUCACCCCAUUCCCAAACCCACAGAGUGCAGAGGAGAGGCACUACAACAACGUCCACAGUUGGCCGCUUUCCACCAUGGAGCGCACCAUCGGGCUGCUGAAAGGGCGAUGCCUGGAUGCAACAGUCUGCCGCAUUGUCAGGGCAUGUGCUGUACUGUGGAGGAAUGGACUCCCCCAACCCCCUUAAAUUUGCCUGAUGACCCUGACCCUCACUCACCAGACUAUCAGCCAAAUGCUGCUGCUCUGCAACUCUGUGUGGAUGUGAUGCAUCACCUGUGAUAUAAUGGGUAGGCUGCCAUUCAUGAUAUAACAUUUUUUUUUACUUUGAGAGUGGAGCUCAUUUCAGACAAUACUGUUUUUAUUUCUCUCAAUUCCACAAUGAAGUUGCCGAUUUCUAUAAUUGUAACCGUUUGUGUCUGUAACACAGCAUCAGUCAGGGCGUGACCACUGGUGCCAGCACGUGGCACAAGGGGGUGGCUGAAGGAACGGGGUGCAUUGGAGUUGCACUGGAGU